This is a messenger RNA of Dryobates pubescens (Downy woodpecker), 3422 nucleotides long. It is a transcript of the gene FRMD6, whose product is annotated as FERM domain containing 6. Gene Ontology annotation, biological process: positive regulation of hippo signaling. Bases 334 to 2235 code for a protein of 633 amino acids. The record is from RefSeq and is a predicted model, not a curated record. The transcript has 15 exons. Gene Ontology annotation, cellular component: cytoskeleton; cytoplasmic side of apical plasma membrane. NCBI's taxonomy places the organism in Eukaryota, Metazoa, Chordata, Aves, Piciformes, Picidae.
ACCAACCUCUUUUCUGCAGCUUGCUGCAGCUUUGUAUCCUGCCUCCCCACUCCCCUUUUUCCCCUAACUGUCCUUUGGACGAAGAGCAGGAGGAGCUGAGUGAGAUCCACACCUCGCUGAGAUCCAUGUGUUUCUCGGAAAGGUGCUUGAGUCUUCCCCCUUCUUCCACCGAGCAGCUCUACUGAGAUAACCCUGAGCUCACCAUGGAGCUGCUGGAGGAACUUGACUUGUAGAUGUUCCCAGCACCAGGGAUGGCACCCGCGGGGACUGUGGCCACCCCGGCCCACCGGUGAGGUGCCCACUGCCCACCCUGAGCCCCAAGCCUGGACCACAAUGAACAAACUGCCCUUCCACAACAACAGAGUCAUGCAGGACCGCCGCAGCGUUUGCAUCUUCCUCCCCAACGACGACUCCCUCAACAUCAUCAUCAAUGUGAAGAUAUUGUGCCACGAGUUACUGGUGCAGGUGUGUGACCUCCUGAGGCUGAAGGACUGUCACCUCUUUGGGCUCAGCGUCAUCCAGAACAAUGAGCACGUGUACAUGGACCUGGCCCAGAAACUCUACAAGUACUGCCCCAAGGAGUGGAAGAAGGAGGCCAGCAAGGUCAGCAGUGAGGUCUUGCAUGGAGAGCUGACGGCAGUAAGGCCACCUCUGUCCCCAUCGCAGGGGAUUGACCAGUUUGGGCCCCCAAUGAUCAUCCACUUCCGAGUGCAGUACUAUGUGGAGAACGGCAGGUUGAUCAGUGACCGGACCGCACGUUACUACUACUACUGGCACCUCCGGAAGCAGGUGCUGCACUCGCAGUGUGUGCUGCGCGAGGAGGCGUACUUCCUCCUCACUGCCUUCGCCCUGCAAGCUGACCUGGGGGACUUCAAACGCAACAAGCACUGUGGGAAGUACUUCGAGCCCGAAGCUUAUUUCCCGGCUUGGGUUGUUGCUAAGAGGGGCAAGGACUACAUCCUGAAGCAUGUCCCAAACAUGCACAAGGAUCAGUUUGCCCUGACAGCCUCUGAAGCUCAUCUCAAGUACAUCAAGGAGGCUGUCCGGCUGGACGAUGUGGCUGUGCACUACUACAGGUUGUACAAGGACAAAAGGGAGGUGGAAGCCUCACUGACACUGGGGCUGACCACACGGGGCAUCCAGAUCUUCCAGAACUUGGAUGAAGAAAAGCAGCUGCUCUAUGACUUCCCCUGGACUAAUGUGGGGAAGCUGGUGUUCGUGGGCAAGAAGUUUGAGAUCCUGCCAGAUGGGUUGCCCUCAGCUAGGAAGCUCAUCUACUACACAGGCUGCCCGCUGCGCUCCCGCCACCUCCUGCAGCUGCUCAGCAGCAGCCACCGGCUCUACAUGAACCUGCAGCCCAUCCUGCGCCAGGUCCGCAAGCUGGAGGAGAAUGAGGAGAAGAAGCAGUACCGUGAGUCAUACAUCAGCGACACCCUGGACCUGGACAUGGAGCAGCUGGAGAAGCGGUCGCGGGCCAGCGGCAGCAGCGCCGGCAGCAUCCGGCACAAGCGCCUCUCACGGCACUCCACCGCCAGCCACAGCAGCUCCCACACCUCGGGCAUUGAGACCGACCCCAAGCCCAGGGAGGUGGGGCCAGAAGAUGGCUUCUCAGGCCCCGGUGUCCACCGCAAGCUGAAGACUUGCAGCUCCAUGACCAGCCAUGGCAGCUCCCACACCUCUGGGGUGGAGAGCGGUGGGAAGGACCGGCUAGAGGAGGACUCUCAGGAUGAUGAAAUCGAGAUGCUGGUGGAUGACCCCCGGGAGCUGGAACAGGCUGGUGAGAUGGAGGUGAGCCCCGACAUGUGCGUCUACAUCACAGAGGACAUGCUGCUGUCACGCAAGUUCAACGGGCACUCAGGGCUUAUUGUGAAAGACAUCAGCUCCUCCACCUCCAGCUCCUCGGAGACAGUGGUGAAGCUGCGAGGGCAGAGUACGGACUCCUUACCCCAGACGACGUGCAGGAAGCCGAAGACGUCGACGGACCGGCACAGCCUGAGCCUGGAUGACAUUCGGCUCUACCAGAAGGACUUCUUACAGCUGGCCAACCUCUGCCAGGAUACAGCCCAGAGCUACACCUUUGGUUGUGCCCAUGGGCUGGAGGAGGAAGGGCUCUACUGCAAUGGCUGCUUGGCCCAGCAGUGCAUCAACAUCCAGGAGACCUUUCCUGUCAAAAGAACCAGCAAAUACUUCUCAUUGGAUCUCACCCACGAUGAAGUCCCCGAGUUUGUCGUCUGAGCACCGUGGGGCCAGGACUGGCUGCCCACCCCUGGUGGAGAGGCUGAGGCUCCUUGCCCUGCACUGGGGGCUAUCAUCACUGCCUUUCCCCCCACCCCACGCAGCUCCCUGCCAACCAAGGCUGUGGAAACCAUUGCACUUGGAGGAUUGUGGGAUGGAGACCUCCAGGCAUGGUAGAGUCCCACCAGCGGUCCAUCCUUUGGAGUUUGUGCCAAAUUGUCUUAUUUCAGCUGGGAGAAGCCCAACUCAUUUGAGGUGGCAGAAGCCAACUGGUGUUUUCUCAUUGCCUCAUGGCAAGGUGGCCUCUUCUCCUCCUUGCCCCCAUCCUCCACUCUACCAGUGGCUCCACCGGUAGCUUGGUGGCAACCGAAAAAGUGCCAGACUGUUGUGUUCCAAGUCAAGCCAAAGAAAUGUAAAUACCCUAAAGGCCAGUACAGGGAGGGAGGAUUCAGCAAUAACCAGUUGGGAAUCUCCAGCCAUGGAUGAUGUCCCAUGGAGGAAAGGCACAACCAGCAGCAGAACAUCAACCCAGUUGUUCUUCCAAAACCAUGUGCCAGAGGUCAGGCCAGAGUGGUCCCAGCGAGGUGGCUGAGAGCUCUCAGAGCUGUUUUGCAGCUUGGGUUUUCUUUCCUUCUUUUUUAGAGGGAAGACAAAACAUAAACCCAAGCCUAAAACCAAAAAAACCCCAAACUCAAAACAACAAAAAACAAACCACCGCCAAAAACCCAACCAGCCACCCAAGAGGAACGAAGGCAAAGAAGGGAAGAAGGGAAGAGAACAUAGGAUCUCAUCUAGGAGGUCACUUGGGAGGUCACCUGUGAGGAUAUUGCAAUAACACAUCCCAAACUUUGAGUAUCUAGAGGUUACAUAUAUAAAUAUAUCGAGGUAUGUAUGUUUAUAUAUGUCUUGGAUCUUAUAGGCCCAUUCACAUCUUACUUCUGCUCUAAAACCCCUUUCAUACAAAGAAUCUGCCUCUCUUCUUCGAGGAACCCUAAAACCAAACCUGGUUUUGUCUAAGCACCAAGGUGAGAAAGACUUUGGAGAAGGUUUCAUACGCAACCGUGCUGUGAGUGUGGCUCUUCCCGGUGUGAGCUCCGCUGGGUUUCACCAAAGCUUCUCCUCCAUCUCUAUGUCCUAUAGUUUGAACAGUUCUGCUAAAGAUUGAUGGUGACGUGGUAGAAAAAACC